Molecule: messenger RNA, 2673 nt
Organism: Suillus plorans
Lineage: Eukaryota; Fungi; Basidiomycota; Agaricomycetes; Boletales; Suillaceae
Exons: 14
Coding region: 1-2487 (828 amino acids)
Source: RefSeq, a predicted model, not a curated record
AUGAACAGCUGGUGUAAGGUGUCGUAUAGUAUAAGUCCAUUGCACAGACUUCAGCAUUGGGUUGAUGGGCACUUCAAGGACACUAGCCUCAAAACCCUCGGUCUCAGAAUACAGCUUGGUCAUCGAGUCGGAGAGCGUUGUUACAACCCAAUUUCGACAGUAUUUUACAACGACUUCGUCAUUCUUGAUGUCAAUGGUGUACAUUCAGUCGCAGUAGACUUCUGUGGAUGUGAGACAGCACAAUCACUAACCACUCAACUCCUCCACAUCCGGUGGUUUCCAGCAACAUCCGUUAAUCCCAAAACGGCCGUGACUUUUCGGCUCCUUCACCACUUUCAUAUUCUCUCAUUUGAAUCAAAGGCAUCGGCCUUUGAGUAUUGGCAAACACUGUCACGGCUGUCUGACAACUCUGGUACCGAUCCUCCUAAGGAUCGCUACGAAGCACUACUUCGGAUGAUCAAAGAAUGGCGAAACUUGACCUUACUCAAACGAUUCGGCCGUGGGCAUGAUCCUGAAGGUCUCAACCUGCCAGGUAAAAAUUUACCGCAGGGCUGGGAGAAUGCAAGUCCUGACAAACAGUGGCUUUAUGGACUAUUUGUUGCGAUUGAUGCCAACUUUCGGUUGGCGCAGAAGAAUGUUUCGUCAGAUAUAGCUGAUCCUGGUCUGAGCAAUGGGUGGUCAUAUUUCAUCGAGGAAAAGGGAUACAAGGGCUUCCUCCACGAAGUUGGCAAGCAACCGCAAGAGAAAAGCACAUGUGCAAGUCACAAUGCUGUCAACCUAGCUGAGACAAAGAACUCCCGCGGUCUUGCAGCGACAGGUGCCGGGACUGUGGAUUGCUCGUGCCAUAACUUUAAACGACCAUGCACUGUUGGAGACCUUCAGAAGGGGGAAAAAUACGUGAAUAUGGAUUAUCUAUUUUGUUCUACCAUGCAGUUUGCAAAGGACCUCAUUGUUCUCAACAUCUCAUACGAUAUUGCUUGCCAGUGGAGUAAGAAUCUCCGAGAACGAAUAGUCAAGUACCCAGAUCGUAUUCAUGUCGAUUGCGCCAACAAAUUCGUCACGUUCCUUGUCCCGAAGUUCCAUCUUCCUGCACAUAUACUGGCAUGUCAAAUUACUUAUUCGCACAAUCUCCUAAGGGGCAUGGGCCGGACUGAUGGCGAAGCUCCUGAGCGUGGCUGGGCUAACAUCAACCCAAUAGCUACAAGCACACGCAAAAUGGGUCCAGGCGCUAGACGCGAUACCCUCGACGACCACUUUGGUGACUUCAAUUGGAAGAAAGUUACCAAUCUGGGUGUUAGUCUCUUGCAAAAAAUCAAGGCAGCUAUACCAGAACGUGACCAGCACACACGCGAUUUUCGCGAGUUCAAUGAUACCCUUGUCGCAGAACGGCCAGAAGAAGUAUCACAAUGGAAGAUUGCUAUUGAAAGGUGGGAGACGGACACAUCUACUAGUACCAACCCCUUUGGUGCAACCACAACGACUAUGACACAGGCAUCCGUCAGGCUACGUCUUGCUCAGAAAGAAGCCGAAGACCUCGAGCGUGGUGUCGACUAUUCCCUUCAUAGUGAGAUAUUGCCCAUUGUUCUCAUUUCUAUGGGCAUUGGCAUGGAAGAAGAGCAAUAUCGGCUUAGAUGGGACAUUUCAGCCCUUGGUGCACACUCAACCGAUCUCCAGCGCUCAAAGAUACAAGAUCGGACAAAUGCUCUGCAGCGCAAGAUUGAGCAAUGGUGCCAAGUUCAACUUUUGUAUAUGCCCUCGGCAUCCCGUGUUCGAACCACCCGCAGUUCCAGUGCAGGGACUUCAACGGAGGAAAAAGCCCAUGAGAUCGAUCUGUUGCUGCCAUCCAAGUUGAAGGAGCACACCCGAGACACCAUAUGCGAUGAACGGCUCUGUCGUUUUGAAUGGGAGCUACCCAACACACGUGCUGCCGCUGUAAUCGGGAAUGUUGAGCGCCACAUUUUAGAAGCCGCAGACCAGUAUCGCAGAGCAAGGAACGCACUCCAAAAUCUGCAUCAGACACUUGGAGAGCAUGACUGGCAGGAUGUCUUUCUGGUACUGGAGGUGUCACACAUUCAUAGUAUGUCAGAAGGCGAGGUAGGGCAAUCAGAGGGAAAUCGUACUCUCUCUUGGAUCUGGAAGAUGCGUGGUGUCUCUACUGCAGGAGAUGUUCUUACGGAUGCAUUACAAAUUGAAUGGUGCAAAGCAAGGGCACGCGCAAAUCGCUGGACGGAGGAGGUCGAGUUGUUGUUAGAGGAAAUGCGGCGUGUCAGGGUAUUUCUAUCCUGGCAUGCUACAUGGUGGGACGAGCAAGCAGACCGGAGAGUUGGAUUGCCUGCUGCUGAAGCGGAAGGCAUCAAUGGGUACGCGAGACGCCAAGCAGUGCUUCGAAGAAACAUACGAGACGCGUUCACGAGCAUGUGGGGCGUGUGUACGCUGAUCAAGCCAUUUGCGUCCUCGUCGAAGACUUCGGAUAAACUCAAAAUGUAGAAAACUGACAGAUAUUUCAAGCACCACUCGUCUGCAUGGUCUACUGGAGGGGACUGAGUGUGGGGUGCACUUGAUGUCACUUUUGGGGCGUGGAGCAUCAUUAUGCAGGUUGGAGAAACAUUGUGUGAAAUAAUCAUGGAGUUCUGCGAUGAAGUAUAGUAUCUUGACACUUGUUGAUCAUUUCUU